AUGUGCAUCAAUGGCAGCAGGAAACAGCAGGGUCCUCCACCAGGUCCUCCACCACCACAUCCACCCCUGUCUGGUGGUCCAAAUGACCCCCUGCCUGUUGCAUUGCACACCUUGCUGGCAAACUUGAUGCCAGAAGUUUUACUUGCUCUUGCGGCACGGGCUGUGCAGGGUCAGCCUCAACAGAAUCUGCCCUGUCAAAAUCACAUACCUCAAUCCCUGCCCCCCAGUGGACAACACACUAUCCAACUGGACUUAGAAACUGUGUCGGAUGUACAGGUGCUACGGGGUAUAUGUGAGAACCUCCAGCUUGAGGUCAAUCACCUGAAACGUGCUCACCAAGAUGAUGGUGACAAGGCAGAUGAUGAGGAUGAGCCUGUAGAUAAAGGUGUGCAUCAGAAGAAGAAAAAGAAGCUGGCAAAGGGCAAGAUACGGAUGUACCUUCUCAACCACCCUCUUCAAGAACUCUCAGCAGCCAAGAAGACUACAUGCAAAGAACUGCAGGAAUGUCUUGAUAUGGCGAUUUUCGAUGUUACAGGGACUUCCAUGGACAUGAUUGAGACUGAUGAUAGCGAUGGGGGUGACAGUGGAGAAGAUCCCGGGAUGCAAGCCAGUGUCCCAGGUAACCUUCAGUCAAACUGUUUGUGUCUUGCUAUUGACUCAUACACUUCCUCCCAAUUAUCUUAUUUCCAAUUUCCCGUCUCCCGUCUCCCGUCUCCUGUCUCCCGUCUCGUCUCGUCCCGUCUCCCGUCUCCCGUCUCCCGUCUCCCGUCUCCCGUCUCCCCCCGUCUCCCGUCUCCCGUCUCCCGUCUCCCGUCUCCCGUCUCCCGUCUCCCGUCUCCCCGUCUCCCGUCUCCCGUCUCCCGUCUCCCGUCUCCCGUCUCCCGUCUCCCGUCUCCCGUCCUCCUACUGCUCCAAUAA
Suillus paluster is the source of this 918-nucleotide messenger RNA. RefSeq lists its product as uncharacterized. The record is from RefSeq and is a predicted model, not a curated record. NCBI's taxonomy places the organism in Eukaryota, Fungi, Basidiomycota, Agaricomycetes, Boletales, Suillaceae. The transcript has 3 exons. The coding region runs from base 1 to 918 and encodes 305 amino acids.